GGGCACUUCCUUCCGGGCCGCGCGGUGCCUGUCGGGAAGCAUGGAUUCGCACGAGCUCUUCCGAAAGCUCGGAGCCGGCGCCAAGUUCGACGUGAAGCGCUUCAGGGGAGACGCGGAGCGAUUCAAGGUGAUCAGAACUAAGGAUAAAGAAGCCGGAGCAUCGGAGAUUCUGGGAGAGCUUGACUUCUUUGCUAACCAAAGCAAAAAACAACCCAGUCCUUCCGAGGAUGGCGGAGGAGGAAAUUGUCUUCGUGAACCCCAAGUUGAAGCAUUGAAAUCACAACCUGAAAAUAAAGGAAAUGAACCCAGAUUGGUGGGCAAGGCGAGAGCUGCAGAGAAGAGAAAAGGAGAUGGGCAAAGCAUGCAAGGGAGGGGCAAAAAGAAAAAGGCUCAAGAGGCAGCCCCCAUAAAUCUUGGUACUGAAAAUGAGGGGAUAAUGUGGAUGUCCACUUUGGAAGCAAAGCUCAGCGCUCCAAAGAGCAAGGGGGAGAAGGAGCCCCCUGCAGCAAAAUUGGAACAAGCUAGACAAGAAAAGGUAAAUCACUUCAGAAAUAAGCACAAGAUCUACAUUCAGGGAACAGAUCUUCCGGAACCUAUUGCUACCUUUGAGCAACUUGCAAAGGAAUACAGCGUCCACCCAAAGAUCAUGCAGAACAUUGAAGCUGCAGGGUUCCAGACUCCCACACCGAUUCAGAUGCAAGCUAUUCCUGUCAUGCUCCAUGGUCGUGAACUUCUGGCCUGUGCCCCCACCGGUUCAGGGAAAACAUUGGCUUUUGGCGUUCCUGUUUUAGCACACCUGAAACAACCUAUGAAUAAAGGUUUCAGAGCACUGAUAAUAUCCCCUACGCGGGAGCUUGCCAAUCAGACACAUCGAGAGCUGCUUAAACUGUCAGAAGGUAUUGGCUUCAGAAUACACAUGAUCCAUAAAGCUGCUGAGGCUGCGAAAAAGUUUGGGCCAAAGUCAUCUCAGAAAUUUGAUAUUCUGGUGACUACUCCAAACAGACUUGUCUAUCUUCUGAAACAAGACCCUCCAGCAAUAGAUUUGACCAGGGUUGAGUGGCUGGUGGUGGACGAGUCGGACAAGUUAUUUGAAGAUGGGAAGACGGGCUUCCGAGAACAGCUCGCCACCAUCUUCCUGGCGUGCACCUCCCACAUUGUCAAGAGAGCCAUGUUCAGCGCAACGUUCGCCCAUGACGUAGAGCAGUGGUGCAAACUCAACCUAGACAACAUAGUGUCUGUCUCUGUUGGAGCAAGGAAUGCUGCAGCUGAGACAGUGGAUCAGGAGCUCUUGUUCGUUGGAUCGGAGACGGGAAAACUGCUAGCGAUGAGGGGCCUUGUGAAAAAGGGCUUCACACCACCUGUCUUGGUAUUUGUCCAGUCCAUUGAGCGGGCAAAAGAGCUUUUCCACGAGCUCAUUUAUGAAGGCAUCAACGUGGAUGUCAUUCACGCAGAGAGGACCCAACAGCAGAGAGAUAGUGUCGUCCACAGUUUCAGAGCGGGGAAGAUUUGGGUCCUUAUCUGUACUGCUCUGUUGGCAAGAGGCAUCGACUUCAAAGGAGUGAACAUGGUUAUUAAUUUUGACUUCCCGAGUAGCGCUGUGGAAUACAUCCACCGGAUCGGCCGCACAGGAAGAGCAGGGCACACUGGAAAAGCAAUCACCUUCUUCACUGAAGAUGACAAGCCGUUAUUGCGAAGUAUCGCCAGUGUCAUUCAGCGAGCUGGCUGUCCUGUGCCAGACUACAUAAAACAUUUUCGCAAGCUUCAAAGCAAGCAAAAGAAGAAGUUGAUUAAGAAGCCUUUGGAAAGGGAACACAUUCUUACAUCUCCCCAGUUCUUACGCCGGAAAGCCAAGAGAAAAAAAAGAGAAUUGCUCAGAAAGGAGUGAAGAAAGAUUCCAAGGAAGCCAAAACCGAGAAUUCUCAGGCACAGACUGUUCCAGAAAACUGAUGCAGCGCUUUGAAGGAUUGCUCAAAAUAAGCAAGGAUGCUAUGUUAUUUGUAGGAAUCUUGGAAGCCACACGGACCACUGAUGGAACAAAGAGCUUCUUUUAUAUUGGGGUGCAUUUUGCCUCUCUCUGUUACGUUUUUUGGCAGAUUUUCUAAGCAAGCCCUUUCCUGCCAUUGUUGUGCGGGCGGG
Lacerta agilis (Sand lizard) is the source of this 2136-nucleotide messenger RNA. RefSeq names its product DExD-box helicase 52 (gene DDX52). Gene Ontology annotation, molecular function: RNA helicase activity; ATP binding; nucleic acid binding. The record is from RefSeq and is a predicted model, not a curated record. Lineage: Eukaryota; Metazoa; Chordata; Lepidosauria; Squamata; Lacertidae. Gene Ontology annotation, cellular component: 90S preribosome. Bases 41 to 1885 code for a protein of 614 amino acids. Gene Ontology annotation, biological process: maturation of SSU-rRNA. The transcript is spliced from 16 exons.